AUGAGGCCCGGGCUCCUUGACCAACUCUCUUCGCAAAGCCACGAAGAGCUCGGCCUGGGAACUGAUGCACCUGAUGGCCGACGCGGCGGUAGAGGACAUGAGACAGCGCUGCCUUGCGUGAUGCUCCAGCUGCAGGAGUGCCAGGCACAGUCUCUUGAGACUCAGCCUUCGGGUCUGUGUGGUUGGCCUUUCGCUUUGGCCUUGUGCUCCUCCACAAGGUCAGAACAUGCUGAGCGCUGGCUCGUACCUCUAUUCAUCUUGGAGAAGGAGGACUUGCCGGCCGGCCUGUGGAACGUCAAAGCUCCACACCAAGAGCAGAACGCAGAGCACGAAGGUUCUUGCGGCGGAUCCCACCUUUGCCCAUUCGCCAUCGCCUUGGCAGGACUCGAGUGGCGACCAAGCUCCCGGCUCUGCUGA
Messenger RNA from Durusdinium trenchii, 417 nucleotides. The record is from the annotation of a GenBank genome assembly. NCBI's taxonomy places the organism in Eukaryota, Dinophyceae, Suessiales, Symbiodiniaceae.